Molecule: messenger RNA, 1191 nt
Organism: Synchiropus splendidus (mandarinfish)
Lineage: Eukaryota; Metazoa; Chordata; Actinopteri; Syngnathiformes; Callionymidae
Gene: rnf4
Product: ring finger protein 4
Exons: 7
Coding region: 476-1132 (218 amino acids)
Biological process (GO): positive regulation of transcription by RNA polymerase II
Molecular function (GO): transcription factor binding
Source: RefSeq, a predicted model, not a curated record
UCCAAACUGAACAAGUUUUGCAUUUAAUCCAUCUCGAGCUUUGGCAUAAACUCCCAGAACCCUUCACAUUUCCCGCGCCUAUUCUGCUUCCGGUGUUUGUCGUGACGUAAGAAGCCUCAACCGUUAUAGGUCACGUGAGCGCGGUGCCUCAGACUUUUUCAGCAAGGAACCGAAGGUCCUGCUUCUCUGUCGCUGACAGCGGCCUAGAUUCAGCAGCAGUGUUGUUUUAGCUUGCGGCGUUUCUCCUGCGGAAGGUGUCUCGAGCAGCUAGCUCGCUGCUAACACAAGAGUUGGAGUUGUUCUGUGGAGGAAGCGGACACAGACUCCCAAACCCUGGCGGCGGCUUCAGUCAGCUCGGCCAUGAGUGUUUAGCGGUGAGCGUCAUCCGACGUCUCACUUGUUGCAAGUUCAGCUAGCUAGCGCUCAAUGUGCUCGAUGCGAAGCCGAGUCUCGUGUCCACUCUCUUCGACAGGUGAUGUCUGAGGACCAGGCGGGGCUCAAUGUGACGGCCAGUUCAAGCAAGAGGAGGGGGGCAGGAAGUCCUCUAAUCUCCAGACCUCGCGCCAAGACCAGAGCUCCAAACCCCAGGCAGGUGGCGAGCAGAGCGGCUAAUGCUAGCAGGAGGUCGAGGGGGAGCAGAGCAGCUCAUGCUAGCAGGAUGUCCCGCUCUGCUGGAGGAUGUGACACAGCUCCGCCCACUGAGACCAUUGACGUGGGGGACAACAGGGACGAGGGGGAGGAGGACGUGGUGGACCUCACCUGCGAGGGAUCGGACACCUCUGCGGUUGUGGACUUGACGAACAACGACUCAGUGCUGCUGGUAGAUGAAGGUAACCACUGGUGUCCAGGCCGGCGACAGAGCUCUGCGGUCAGCUACGUCCUCAGCAGCGACGAUGAAGAGGCUGCGGCCCCGGCAGGUGCUGGCAGCAGGUGGACUCCAGGAAUGGUCAGCUGUCCGGUCUGCAUGGACUCGUACUCUGAGAUGGUGGGCAGUGGGCGGCUGGUGGUCUCCACCAAGUGUGGACACGUCUUCUGCAGCCAUUGUCUAAAGGAGUCUCUGAAGGUGUCGCACACCUGCCCCACGUGCCGUAAGAAGCUGACGCCGCAGCAGUAUCACCCGCUCUACAUCUGACCACCACACUUUUGUCACUUGCUGUUUGUACAUCUGUAAAAUAAAGUUUUUUUUCUGUU